CCCCUCAGUGGCCUUGCGCCUGCAGUUUUUGGCUUUCACCCCCACCAGUGACCAAAGACUUGACCACUCAAAGUCCAGCUCCCCAGAGCACUGCUCAACAUGGACACCGGUGUGAUUGAAGGUGGAUUAAAUGUCACUCUCACCAUCCGGCUAUUUAUGCAUGGAAAGGAAGUUGGCAGUAUCAUCGGAAAGAAAGGAGAAUCAGUUAAGAAGAUGCGAGAAGAGAGUGGUGCACGUAUCAACAUCUCAGAAGGAAAUUGUCCUGAGAGAAUUAUCACUUUGGCUGGACCCACUAAUGCCAUCUUCAAAGCCUUUGCUAUGAUCAUUGACAAACUGGAAGAGGAUAUUAGCAGCUCUAUGACCAAUAGCACAGCUGCCAGUAGACCCCCAGUCACCCUGAGGCUGGUGGUCCCUGCUAGUCAGUGUGGCUCUCUCAUUGGAAAAGGUGGUUGCAAGAUCAAGGAAAUAAGAGAGAGUACAGGGGCUCAGGUCCAGGUGGCAGGGGAUAUGCUCCCCAAUUCAACUGAGCAGGCCAUCACUAUUGCUGGCACUCCGCAAUCCAUAGAGUGUGUGAAACAGAUCUGCAUGGUCAUGUUGGAGACUCUCUCCCAGUCCCCUCUGAAGGGCGUGACUAUCCCAUACUGGCCCAAGCCGUCCAGUUCCCCGGUCAUCUUUGCAGGUGGUCAGGCCUAUACCAUUCAAGGACAGUAUGCCAUUCCACAGCCAGAUUUGACCAAGCUGCACCAGUUGGCAAUGCAACAGUCUCAUUUCCCCAUGACGCAUGGCAACACCGGAUUCAGUGCAGGUUUGGAUGCAUCUGCUCAGACUACUUCUCAUGAACUCACCAUUCCAAACGAUUUGAUUGGCUGCAUAAUCGGGCGUCAAGGCGCCAAAAUCAAUGAGAUCCGUCAGAUGUCUGGGGCGCAGAUCAAAAUUGCAAACCCAGUGGAAGGAUCUAUUGAUAGGCAGGUUACCAUCACUGGAUCUGCUGCCAGCAUUAGCCUGGCUCAAUAUCUAAUCAAUGUCAGGCUUUCCUCGGAGACGGGUGGCAUGGGGAGCAGCUAGAACAAUACAGAUUCAUCCAUAAUCCCUUUCUGCUGUUCACCACCACUCAUGAUCCAUCUGUGUAGUUUCUGAACAGUCAGCGAUUCCAGGUUUUAAAUAGUUUAUAAAUUUUCAGUUUCUACACACUUUAUCAUUCACUCAUGAUUUUUUAAUUAAAGCGUUUUAAUUCCUUUCUCUGUUCAGCUGUUACUGCUGAGAUGCUGAGAUCCAUAUUUAGUUUUAUAAGCUUUUCUCUGGUUUUUUGUUUUUUUUGGGUUUUGUUGUUUUUUGGCUCAUGAAUUUUUUUUUGUUUGUUUGUCAUGGAAAUGUAAGAGUGGAAUAUUAAUACAUUUCAGUUUAGUUCUGUAAUGUCAGGAAUUUUUCAAAAAAAAUUAAAAGAUGGACUGGAGCUUUUUCUUUGUGAAUAGAAACUGGAUGCCACA
Talpa occidentalis (Iberian mole) is the source of this 1487-nucleotide messenger RNA. Its product is annotated as poly(rC)-binding protein 2-like. Gene Ontology annotation, cellular component: nucleus; cytoplasm; nucleoplasm. Lineage: Eukaryota; Metazoa; Chordata; Mammalia; Eulipotyphla; Talpidae. Gene Ontology annotation, molecular function: single-stranded DNA binding; mRNA binding. The record is from RefSeq and is a predicted model, not a curated record. Gene Ontology annotation, biological process: regulation of gene expression; regulation of RNA metabolic process.